Messenger RNA from Physcomitrium patens, 1004 nucleotides. Its product is annotated as HVA22-like protein e. Lineage: Eukaryota; Viridiplantae; Streptophyta; Bryopsida; Funariales; Funariaceae. The record is from RefSeq and is a predicted model, not a curated record.
GCCCCGCCUCCUUCACCGGCGCCACCCUUGCUUCAAGGAUUUCUCACGUCCUUGUAGGUUGUGCACCUCCACCUUUUUCCGUACUUGUGUCGUUGUCGUUGCCAUUCCUCACUCCGACAGCUCCACGGCACAGUCUUUGCGACGUUAGAACGAAUUCUGCUAGAGAUUUGCUGUGUUUUUUUAGGAGCGUUCGUGUGUUUUGAGGUGGGUGAGUGGAUUUUGUCGGAGGCGCUGAGAGUAGGGUUUGAGCUCGAGUUUCGAGAUGGGUUGGCUGUCCGUGGCAGUGCUGCGCGGUUAUGCCUUGGCAGGACCCGUCAUGAUGCUGUUGUACCCCUUGUACGCUUCGAUUAUAGCGAUUGAGAGCGCAGACAAGGAAGAUGACCAGCAAUGGCUGACUUACUGGGUGUUGUACUCUGUGGUGUCUCUUUUGGAGAUGGCUGCUGGGCCUGUGAUCGCCUGGAUCCCGUUUUACUCGACGACAAAGCUGGUGAUCGCGUCGUGGCUUGUGUUGCCGCAGUUCCGAGGCGGAAUCAUAUUGUAUGAGAAGUUUGUGAGCCCUUACUUGAACGCUGCCACUGGCCAGACGGACCAGAAGCUUACCCACUCGCAGCGGAAGGUGUUGGGUUCCAUCAGCCCUGAUGCACAGGCCUCGGUCGCUGCUUACAUAAAGGAGAACGGACCAGGUUCUUUUGACGAGUUGAUGCGAAGGGAAACCGCGAAUAUGCAUGAUGAGAAAGUAGCGGAGGAGAAGAAGCACGAUGGUUAUAGUUCUUCGGAUCCUGAGUAGAAAUUGGUUAGGAGGGAAAAGAGAUAUUUCUAUUUCGCUGGUCGAUUUAUAUGUUUAGGCAGGGCUGUUUAUUUGAAGUUCGAUGACAUUGUGGCCGUGUUAGUUAGGCCCGUGCAAUUUGAAAGCUCAUGCACAUGACCUUGACUGAAAAACGUUGUUUAUACACUCUCUUUGACACUUGUAAUAUCAAUUGCGUACUAGCAUUUUACCACGACAA